This is a messenger RNA of Marasmius oreades (fairy-ring Marasmius), 311 nucleotides long. RefSeq lists its product as uncharacterized. NCBI's taxonomy places the organism in Eukaryota, Fungi, Basidiomycota, Agaricomycetes, Agaricales, Marasmiaceae. Gene Ontology annotation, cellular component: mitochondrial inner membrane. The coding region runs from base 31 to 225 and encodes 64 amino acids. The transcript is spliced from 4 exons. The record is from RefSeq and is a predicted model, not a curated record.
AAACACCCUUCUUCAGUUCCGAUUCCCAACAUGCCUGGUGCACCACAUCCUUCAGGAUUUCAUCCUCACCUUCCAGGAUUUACGCACAAUUUCCUUGGGAAAGCGUUGGGAGCAACCAUGUGGUUCUUCAUUUUCUAUCGUGUUCGACAGGAUGGUGGUAAGCUCAUAGGUCGCCAUCCAUUUCACGACGAUGCGCACGGACACGGACACUCCGAACAUCAUUAGAGCCUUGCAGCUGUAUCAUUAUAAUCUCGUUUGCAUUAAUUAAAGUAAAUGCUGAGCGCUGAAUGGACCACCAACGGUGAGAGAAG